AUGCCAAUGUCCGAAGAAGCCACAAAACAACUGCUUGACGGCAUCCCGUCCCGCGUGCGGGGGCCGGGCGGCGCAAUCGCCGUACUCAAAGACGGCAAGCUCAUCGGGCAACGGGUCUGGGGCUACGCCGACCUCGUCCGCAAGAUCCCCAUGACCGCCGAAACUCUACUGCCAAUCUGCUCAAUCUCAAAGCAGAUGCUAUGCGCUCUCAUGUACGAUUUGGAGCACAAUCCACCCGCCAGCCUGGCCGACAAGGGUGACGUCAAAGCGAAGUUCUCGGACAAGAUGACAGCACUUCUGCAUCCAAACCUGACCCGUGAGGGAGCCCUGACGAUUGACCAUCUGGCCAACAACCAGUCAGGCAUCCGGGAUUACUGGGCUCUAAGCGUGCUAUGGGGAGCCCAGCCGGAGGACCGCUUCUCGAUAGCGGACCACAGCAAGCUCAUGAUCGAGCGACUCCAGUCCUUCCACUUCGAGCCCGGUAUGGAGUACUCAUAUGCCAACACAAAUUUCCACAUUUUGGGCCGAAUCGUGGAACAAGUGACCGGAGAUUCGAUCGCUUCGUUGCUUGAACAGCGCAUCUUCGGCCCGGCGGGUAUGAAGACCGCACGGCUCGCGGCCGAUACUGCACAGCUGCCACCUCCGUGUGUCGGAUACGAAGGGGAUGAGCAGCGCGGAUUCUUCCCUGCCGACAACAAGAUCGAGUGGGCUGGCGAUGCCGGCGUUGUUGCGUCGCUUAGCGAUAUGAUUGCUUAUGAGCAAUACUUGGACCGCAUCUCAACCGAGCGGGGUAGUUGGUAUGAAGCGGCCUUGAAGCAGCCGUUGUACAAAGACGGGACGCCUGCAGGUUAUGCUCAAGGGCUGGGCCACGGCAAGAUCGAAAACGUCAAAGUAGUCGGCCACAGCGGCGCAUUGCGCGGUUUCCGUCUUUAUCGAGUCCAUGCUCCUGAAGAACGGAUCUCCGUUGUCGUCCUGCUCAACCACGAGGGCGGCUCAGCAGCGCCAGCCGAGGAAAUCAUCCGAGGCCUGCUUGAUUUGAAGAAAUCUGAACCUGCCCCGGUCGAUGCAGACGCAAGCUGGUUCGGUACAUUCCUCGACGAACAGACGCAGCUCGCCAUCACCGUAUCCCAUGGCGCGAAGGGCAAGGUCAACAUUUCCUACGCCGGGUCCGCGGAGGCGAUCAACCUCAAGGAUCCGAAGCACGCCGAGUCGCCUGGCAUGGUGGCCAAGAUUGAUGGGGAUCAGCUCAAGAUUCAUCGUGUCAAGGAGAAUCGGGCCCUGAAGGCGUCCCGCAUUUCGCCAGGAGGGCCGGUCGAUUACUCUGCGUUUGGUGGCGACUUUUACUGCGCUGAGAUCGAUUCGACAAACAGACAAUACCUGACAUUAACAACAAUCAUGUGCCAACAGCUAGAAGAGCUCCUCGUCUGCUGCUCCUCAGCCUGCCGCUCGGAGGAGCACGGUAUCCGCCUUCCCCUCCUCCGCCUCAUUCCUACACCGAAUCCGUUCUACGUCCUCUGUCAAAAGGCGACCCAGAUGGGCUACCGCCCAGACGCCAACUGCCUAGGCCGCCUGGUCUUGAGCCAGCGUCCCGAUCAAUGCCCCGAUUACCGCGCAGCCCCCGACGCCAAGACCAACAACAUCCUCUCAUGGACCGCAUCGCGAGAUAUUAUGACACGAUCCAACUUCCCAACCCACAUCCUCUGCGCCGCCUGCUUGGGUAUCGGUCACGGCGGUGUGGUUAACAUCCAGCCAGCCUACAUGCAACCAAUUGGCCAGACAGGUGCGAUGCCGCUUCAUAUCACCAUGAACGUCACUGGGGUCCGCAAUCGUUGGAUCCGAGGUGAGUGGACUUGUUGCUCCAAGGGCGAGUGUCAGCCCGGAAAUCUCUGUGAGUAUCGUGCCGCCGCUGUUAUUGCGGCUAUGCAACAGAACGAACUUGCCCGAGAGCGCGCACAAGCUGAAGAGCAGGCUCGGCAGGAAGCUGCUCUCGCUCUCUUUAGCUUAAGUCAAACUGGUAUUAUUUUCCCUACCCAAGCACCUCGCCCUCCCCAAGCCCCUCAACCUACCCCUUCAGAGCCGGCAGUUGAUCCAGAGGAUGGCAUGGAUUUUGAAUAUGACAUCCCGCGCGCGGCUUCUCCGUCGCCUGCUAAUGAUGUAGUUGAUGAUGAUGCUAACCAAGCACAGACUGACAACGGUGAGGGAUCUUCUUCAGAUGCACAGCCCAAACCAUUUGGUGUCGCCGAGAAUGGCGAGGUUAUCUACGAUUGCAUUGUGGUUCGAGACCCUUGCAUGAAUGGUUGUGAGAAGUGUAAUUUUGGGAGAAACAAGCGUCGCCGUCAAUAA
This is a messenger RNA of Colletotrichum chrysophilum, 2343 nucleotides long. RefSeq lists its product as uncharacterized. Lineage: Eukaryota; Fungi; Ascomycota; Sordariomycetes; Glomerellales; Glomerellaceae. Gene Ontology annotation, molecular function: aminopeptidase activity. The record is from RefSeq and is a predicted model, not a curated record. The transcript has 2 exons. Bases 1 to 2343 code for a protein of 780 amino acids.